CACCACACAGGGCGCAUGUCACAGUAGCGCAAAGCCAAGCCGUUAGUUUUUAUUAUUUUUUUGUCAUAUUAUAUACAAAUAUUUAACUCUCUCUUUAAGCAAGUAUGGGGUUUAGAAGUUCUCUGCGAUGGGCGCUUUUCACGUUCUUUUGCAACUUUUUCACGCACGGCUUUCCUCCACCACCUUCUUAUGAUCCUCUCCACACCGGAGUGGUGCACAGACACAGAAACAGGAACUGGUGUGCCUAUGUGGUGCAGAAGAACGUCAGCUGCGCUGUGCAAGGUAGCAUGGAGAGCUUCCAGGAGCCCGUGGUGGCCCCCUGCCCGCCUUACAUGGCCAACUGCCCCCAUCAAGUGACAUACAAAACCCGGUUCCGGCCCACAUACAAAAUUGCCUACAAGAAAGUCACAGAGUUGGAAUGGCGAUGUUGUCCUGGCUACCAAGGGCCCAGCUGUAGAGAUUUAAAACCCACUCCAGAGCAUCAGAUUGUGCAAGAGGCCCAGGCCUAUGGGCCAUCAAGUACUGGAUAUUCCAACAGACCCAUACAGAGGCCAGAGCGCAGAGAGACGGGCCACCAUGAGACAAAUGACAAGGUGCACCUUUUGGAAGGUGAAGUUCGGCGGCUCUCCCAGACAGUCCUGGACCUGCAGUCCGCUCUGAAAGGUUUAACGGCCAGCCUCCGUGCAGACCUGCAAGAGGACACCAAGAACAUGUUGGUGACCCUCUUCAACAAAAUGCAGCCUCCAGACAGUGCAAUGGUCCCAGGCCCAGAGGACAGUCCCGCAGUCCUUGACGGCCACCAAGCAUCCAGAGGCGGGAUCGCCGGAGACAAGGUCCUGGAAAAAAUUGAAGGCCGCUUGGACGAUAUCAAUGAUUCGCUCAAAACCAAGGAAGAGAUGCUUGAAGACCUCCGAGGAACGAUAUCAAGUCACGAGGGGCAGAUUCGUGUCCUGAUGGAUGCCUCACAAUCCCAGACUCCGGUAAUGAUGGAGCUUGACGUUGUGCAGAGUUACAUUGACGGAAAAGUCGGAAAGUUGAAGCUUGAACUGGACCAAACUAUGAAAGAACAGUUGGACAAGAUACAAAUAGCAUGCACCAGCAAGAUUCAGACCUUGCAGAAAACCUGUGAGGAUAGUCACGACAAAGGUUUGGAAAGCAUGACCAAACUGGUGGAGCAAAAGGAGGCUGACUUGAAGAAAGAGAUCAGGGCUCUUCGGAUGGAUAUGACAGCUGCAGAUGGGCCGUCACGAACUCAGCGGCAGACGGACCCGAUUAAGAAGCAGGAGGAACAAAAUGACCAUAAAGAUUUGUGGAUCGAGAUUGACCGAAUUCAGGAAGCUUACCGCAUCCUGAACGCUCGUAUUGACAACGAGCUGGUACACGUCUCUGAGCUUCGGGAGGCCAGUGACGCCUUAACUCCGCUGGUUGAAGAACUAGACGCUCGGUUAAAUAUCUCUGAACAAAAUGCAGAGACUCACUGCUUUUACAUAGAGGAGAAACUGACACGGAUCAUCACAGAAGAAGUGGCAUCAGUAAGGCAAGUUCUGGACGAGCGUCUGAACAGCAUGGAGGACCAGUUCACAGACUUGCUGGUGGAGAUAAACAACAACACCUUCCCGGGGAUGUACGGAGACUCCAUGGAGACUGUGCAGGUGCAAGUCAAUAACAACAAGUUCCUUCUGCAGGGUUUGGACGAUAAGAUCAAUGCUAUUGGAGAAUUGUGCGCCGGAGGGUGCCAGGGCUCAGAAGCUAGUAUCGUUGAGGGAAGUUCUUCGCCAUCACCAAAGGGGAUGGAAAUCUUUUGGAAGGACCUGCGUCGCUAUAAGAACGACUUGGACACCCUUCGCACCGACAUUGGCGCAAAUACAGACAAGCUCCAGCACCUGCUGGAGAGCAUGGAAAGGGAAUCAGCCGGGAAUGAGAGACGCUCCAAGACCAUGGACGACUUCCAGAAAGGGCUGAGUAGCGUUCAAGAUAAUGUUUCGGGCCUGGCCGGUGCCGUCACCGGACUGAGUGAUUCGUUGAGCAAGUACAAUCAGGAUAUGAUCAAGAUAAACUCGACAUGUUGCCAGGCAGACAAACACAGCCUAGGGGGACAAGAUGCCUCUGGCCGCCAAAUAGAAGAGCUGAGGAACCGAUUGGACGUACUUGGAAAGCAGAUUUCUGCUGACCCUGGUCAGUAUCAGCACGCGGAAGGACAAGUAACCGCACUCCGGAAGGCAUUCAUUCGGUUAGAAGGCAUUAACGCUGAAAUCGAAGAACUGAAGGUUGGCAUGGGGAGGACGAACGCCACUUGCGAACGCCACAGCUCCGACAUCGCUGAAGUGCAUAAUUCCUUGCGGCGAUUCCAGGCCCAGCUGUCAGCCAUGGCCAGGCAAGUCUCCAAAGACGUUGCCGCGAAGGAUCCAGGAGUGCUCCUCAAACCCGAACCUCCGGCGUCCCAGCCAGACCCGGGCAGAGGCCGAGUUCAUCAAAUCCACAUCCCUCUCAUCAUCCCCCCACCGAGGCAGCCCAAUACGCACGUCGUGAGGACGGCACCCCACAGCCAGCCAUCCGCCCCCCGGUGGCCUGGAAGCCACGUCGUCCCCGCGGUGCCCGGCAACCCUGUAGGGGAGACAGGCGAGGCGGGACCCCCCGGGUACACCCGUAGAGUGACAGUAAGGAGGGGCUCCGAGGACGGGGCCGGCCAACCCCUCACCGGGUUUGCAGGAGCACCAGGCUAUCCUCCAGUGCAGCCAGUUUCAGUCAAGCCUGAGUGGAUCAGCCCCAGAGGUCCACUCGCAGCAAAAGUGCCCUGGAACCCAUCGUACCAAGCGCCUGUUGUAUCACUUGGUACUCCAGAAGAGCGCAUGAUGCCAGCCGAUCCGUUCUCCUUUUCGGCCGGACUCACUCUCCAACCGUUCUCUGGAGAGUUUGGCAUGAUUCGCUUCGACAAGGUUUUGCUUAACGACGGCGGCCACUACAGUCCCCGCACAGGGCUUUUUACAGUUCCGCAAGAUGGCCGCUACCUUCUCUCUGGCCUUCUGACGGCGCAACGCGGUGAUCCAUUGGAAGCGGUCCUUUCCGUGUCCCAGCGCAGCAUCCAGAGGAUGCGCAGCUCGGCGACGUCCACUCGAGACACGUGCGGCUGCGGCAACUCAGUGUCCUUCGCUCUUGUCGUACCUCUAAAGCGAGGAGAUCGCGUGGGCCUACUUCGGACGGCAGGCCGAUUGGCGACUACCGAGGCCCGAGAGGUGCUUUCCACCUUUAGCGCCCUCUUCUUGUACGGACCCUCAACACACCGUCGAUAGCUGGAGCUCAAAGACUGAAAUGUGAACUGUGUGCAUACGAACAACUUUCUUCUAAUAUAUUUGAGUCAUUGUAUCCCCAAUUGUGAAUAUGGAAAAGUCUUAAUUUAACUCAUAAUCUGUGACAUGUGACUGCAAUAAAUGGUCAUACAUGAACCCAACAAGACAAAGUGCUCUUGACACUUUGGUGAGGUGCAAAUUAACUCAUCGAGGUAAUGCAGAUCGAAAAAAAACUGAUAAAAUAGCGUGAUGAUGAAUGCGUUGUGUUGUUUCGGUUCUUUUUUUAUUUCUUUACCCCUCUUAGCAGGUCUGAGGUUCAGAGUUCUAAUUUUUUUUCUCUAUGCUUGCUUGGUUUUUCUCUGGGUUUUAAAGCCUUUCUCUCCACUAGAGUUGCCCGAUAAUUACUUUUUAACCGAUAACUGAUAUCCCGAUCAGGGGUCGCGUUAACCAAAUAUUUUCUGUCGUUGACCGGUUUUUUAAAACAGUGACGGAAAAAACAAGUCCAUCUGUCAUUUUGAAAGGUUGCAAUUCACACCCCAGACCAUAGGGUGGCGAGUGAGCAUAUUAAUUAGCUAUUGUCUCUCUUGAUGCAUGACGUCGUUGGCCUUGCUCGGAAAAAUGUCAAAACAACUGAGUGUCCGAAGUUUCUUAAAAAAGCCCCAAAACGACGGUGUUGAUAAAAGAGGUGAAAAAAGAGGGACUGAUGCAGUGGAGGAUGAAGGACAAACAAGCAAUCAGGCCUCGGCAACUACUGAGCGAGCAAGCGGCAGCAAGGAGGAAGGUGUGAGACUGCGUUCAGGCCACAGCAGGUGAACUGUUAAUUUCACUGUUCCAUACGUAGCCUACCGACUGGGGCCACAGUCAGCUGUUUUUGUCACUACGGAGAAAAAGUUACAUAUUCA
Messenger RNA from Corythoichthys intestinalis (scribbled pipefish), 4189 nucleotides. It is a transcript of the gene emilin2a, whose product is annotated as elastin microfibril interfacer 2a. Bases 105 to 3290 code for a protein of 1061 amino acids. Gene Ontology annotation, molecular function: protein binding. The transcript has 9 exons. The record is from RefSeq and is a predicted model, not a curated record. Lineage: Eukaryota; Metazoa; Chordata; Actinopteri; Syngnathiformes; Syngnathidae.